Molecule: messenger RNA, 2951 nt
Organism: Rhea pennata
Lineage: Eukaryota; Metazoa; Chordata; Aves; Rheiformes; Rheidae
Gene: GAS2L1
Product: growth arrest specific 2 like 1
Exons: 8
Coding region: 61-2136 (691 amino acids)
Biological process (GO): actin crosslink formation; regulation of microtubule polymerization or depolymerization; microtubule bundle formation
Cellular component (GO): stress fiber; cytoplasm; actin filament
Molecular function (GO): cytoskeletal adaptor activity; actin filament binding; microtubule binding
Source: RefSeq, a predicted model, not a curated record
CGCGGCGCGGCGCGGCCCGGCGCGGCGGAGCGCGAGGCGCACAACGGAGAGCAGCUCACCAUGGCCGACCAGAGCAACAUCCAGUCCGCCGCCUCGAAGAGCAUCCGCCCGUUCCGCUCCAGCGAGGAGUACCUCUACGCCAUGAAGGAGGACCUCGCCGAGUGGUUCAACACCCUCUAUGACCUGGACAUCCAGGUUGACAACUUCAUGGAGACCCUGGAGACAGGCUACGACCUCUGUCAACACGCCAACAAUGUCAACCGCAUCGCCCUGGAGUUCCAGCAGCAGCACCCCGAGGCUGCAGCCCGCAUGCGUGUCCCCCAGAACGAGGUCAUCUUCCAGGCCAAGAACGUGGUGCCUGGCUCCUUCAUCGCCAGGGACAAUGUCUCCAAUUUCAUCCAGUGGUGCCGGCAGGACCUUGGCAUUCAGGAUGUCGUAAUGUUUGAAACCAAUGAUUUGGUGCUGAAGAAAAAUGAGAAGAACUUUGUCCUGUGCUUGCUGGAGGUGGCCAGGAGGGGCUCUAAGUUUGGGAUGCUUGCCCCCAUGCUGAUCCAAAUGGAGGAGGAGAUUGAGGAGGAGAUGAGGGACCAAAUCGCCUAUGGGGUCCUGGACAUGCAACAGGAGAGCCUCAGCCUGGACCCUGAGUCUCCAGUCUACCCCAGCAGGGCACAGCGCAUCUCCUUGUGUGACCUGAAGAACCUGGACGAGCUGGUGCGAGAAAUCCUGGGCUGCUGCACCUGCCCGUCCCAGUUCCCCAUGGUCAAAGUUUCAGAGGGUAAAUACAAAGUGGGAGACUCCAACGCGCUGAUCUUUGUUCGAGUGCUGCGCAGCCACGUGAUGGUGCGCGUCGGCGGCGGCUGGGACACGCUGGAGCACUACCUGGACAAGCACGACCCGUGCCGCUGCGCCUCGCUCUCGCACCGCCUGGGCCAGCCGCGCGCCCCCGGCUGCUCGCCGCAGAAGGGGCCCCCCGGCAGCGACAGGCGGCCCCCCGGGGACGGCGCCCACGCCAGGACCGAGCGGGCCGGCCCGGCGCCCAGAGGGGCCGCGGGCGCCACCGGCAGCCCCAGGCCGGGGCCCGACGCUGGGGCGCACAGGCCCCGCGAGCCGGCGCCCCCCCGGGCCCGGCGCUGCUCGGGCGACAGCGACUCGUCCGCUUCGUCGUCCCGCAGCCAGGGCCGCGCCGGCGGGGAGCCGCUGCUGCUCAUCCGCCGCGGCCGCGACGGGCAGCACUCGUGGGCGCGGGCCGGCGGCGGCUCCGCGGCGGCGCCCCGCAGCCCCGCGCCGCGCCGGGCCUCGCUGCCGGCCGAGCGGGCCGCGCCGCGCCGCGCCGGGCCCCCCCGGCCGCCGCCGCCGCCCGAGCCGCUGCAGCAGGAGCUGGAGGAGCUGGUGCAGCGCCUGCGGGCCCCGCUCUGCCUCGAGCCCGCCCAGGAGCAGCAGCUUUACCGGCGCCUCGAGGAGGAGUUUUGGGCCAACACGCAGCAGUUGGAGCUGGACGGCGACGCCGGAGACCCCUUGGCGCCCCCGCGGCCCGCCGCCCCGGAGCCGGCGCCUGCCGACUCGGCCUACUGCUCCUCCUCGUCCUCCUCGUCCUCGCUCAGUUUCUUCAGCAAGCAUGGCCUCGCCGCCGACGGGGACGGCCGCCGCGCCGGCGCCGGGCCCCCCGCGCCGGGCCCCGAGCCCCCCGACGGCCCCACCUGGGAUGGGCGCAGGCAGCCGCUCUCCAGCUCCUCGGACGAGGGCAGCUACUGCCCGGGCCUGAGCGAUGCGCUGGACGGGGCCGAGCGCCCCGACGCUGCCUGGGCCGCCGCGGACUCGGUGCCACCACCCGAGCCCGGCGUGGACGAGCUGACGGAGACUGAGGAGGCCGGCGCGGGAGGCCGGCGGGCCCCCGAGCGAGUGCCUUCGCCCUGCGGGCUGCCGCUGCGCCCCAGGGCCAAGCCGCGGCUGGACACGCAGCCCGACAAGAAGCCCUCCCGCAUCCCCACGCCGCGGAGCGCCAAGGCGGCGGCGGCGGCGCGGGCGCCCGGCGAGCACAAGCCCUGGCGGGCGUUGCACAGCGUCCUCACCUCCUUCCUGGAGCCCGCGUGGGGCCCGCGCGAGCCCCCGGCGCCCGACGGCGACGCCUGGCCCUGAGCCGCGAGGCCCCGUGCCGGGGAGGUGCCAGGCGGGAUGCGGGAGCCCUGCGGAGCAAGAGGGCGGGGGGGGGGGGCACACCGCGGUGCUGCCACUGGGGUGGCAUGUGGUGGUGGGACUGAAGGCCCGAGCCCCAACCCCUGACCAUGGUGGGAGUUUGGGCUCUUCAGGUCAUCGCCCGCAGCGCGGUUGGGGCGCUGGGUGCAGGACUCCCGUGUGCUGGAGCAGGGCCGUGGUGGCCACGUGAAGGAGCCUCCCCCCGCCCCCCCCCCCAAAAAAAAAUGUCCCCAGCUGUGCAGCAAGGUCCCUGGGGCCAGGGACGGCCGAAUGCAAACUAGUUCCCCCCAGGAGCGUGCCCCCCCCCCCCACCCCGGUGGUGAUGGGCAUCUGCCCCCCCCCCCCCCCAGGAGCCGGGCAGGGAGCGCAACCAGCGCUCUCCUCGCCGCUGCCGCUUGUCUCUUCCCCCACCCCCCAAUCUUUCUUUCUUUUCUCUCUUCUCUACAUCACUUUUCUGAUCUUCUCUCGCGCUCACACAACUUCUCUUCGUCGCCUUCAUGACUCGGGGACAUACGGCUCAUCAGCUUGAUCGGUAUUUCAAGGAUGGGGGGGGCGGGUCAUGGUCCUCUCCAGCCCCCGGCCCCUCGCGCUAACCCUGGCCAGCUCGACCUGUGUCCGUAGCGUGCGUAUUUAUGCAUCAACCGACUAUACGCGUGGCUGUGCGUAGACGCCCCCCCCCCCCCCCAACCCCGGCGUGGGCAGCUGCUGAACCACCCCGCGUGUCCCAACAGCAGCCAGUAAAAGUGACUGAUCCCAAA